Molecule: messenger RNA, 1208 nt
Organism: Mixia osmundae IAM 14324
Lineage: Eukaryota; Fungi; Basidiomycota; Mixiomycetes; Mixiales; Mixiaceae
Exons: 5
Coding region: 122-1204 (360 amino acids)
Biological process (GO): alcohol metabolic process
Molecular function (GO): zinc ion binding; alcohol dehydrogenase (NADP+) activity
Source: RefSeq, a predicted model, not a curated record
UGAUCAUCGAAUUGCGACUUGCUUGCCCCCGCCCACGUCGCGGAGAUGAUCGAUGACGUCGCCGGACAUGUGCUUGAAGCUCUUCCUGCUCCUUCUCGCCGGAAAGUAGCGAACAGCAAGCAUGUCAUCGAUCACGAAGAACCCCAUCACCUGGAAGGGAUACGGCAUUGCCUCCACCAAGGACUACAAGAACUUCUCUGUCCGCGACUUUGAACCCAAGAAGGCGGACGACUAUGACAUCGACAUUGCCAUCUCUCACUGUGGCGUAUGUGCUUCCGACCACCACACGAUCAGUGGAGGCUGGGGCCCUGUAGCCGACGAGCACCUCAUCGCAGGACACGAAGUCGUCGGCAAGGUCGUCAAAGUUGGCAGCAAGGUCUCGAGCAUCAAAGAAGGCGAUCGUGUCGCUGUAGGUGCUCAAGUGUGCUCCUGCUUCGAGUGCAACAACUGCAAGAACGAUAACGAGAACUACUGUCCCAAUGGCGUUGAUACCUACAACGCAAAGUAUCCCAACGGCGAUCUCGCGCACGGUGGCUACUCGGCCGGCAUCCGAGUUCACGAACGCUUCGUCUUCCCUCUGCCGGAAGCACUGAAAUCAGAGGAUGCCGCACCCAUGGCUUGCGCUGGCUUGACGGUCUACUCGCCCAUCGUGCGCAACGGUACAGGCCCCGGCAAGCGAGUCGCAGUACUCGGUCUGGGAGGUCUCGGUCAUUUUGCAGUCCAGUGGAUCAAAGCGCUCGGCGCAGAAGCCGUCGUCUUCUCGCACUCGCCCUCCAAGAAAGAAGAUGCGCUCAAGCUUGGUGCGACGGACUUUGUGGAUACCUCGAAGAAGGACUUCGAGAAGCCUUGGGCGGGCAAGAUCGACCUGAUCAUCUCGACUGCUUCUUCCACAAAGGGGCUCGAUCUCAAUCCCUACAUCUCCACCCUCGUCCCGCAGGGCAAGCUCGUCUAUGUCGGCAUGCCCGAGGAAAGCCUGGGAGAGAUCAAAUCGCAGCAACUCGCGGGUAAUGGCGCCUUCAUCGGCUCCUCUCACAUUGGCUCGAAGAAGGAGGCACUUGCGAUGUACAAGCUCGCGGCCGACAAGGGCGUCAAGCCUAUGCUCUUGGUGCUUCCCAUGAAAGAAGCCGGCAAGGCCAUCCAGCUCAUUGAGGACAACAAGCAGCGAUACCGCACUGUUCUUGUCCAAGAUAUCGUCGACUAUUGAACAG